Molecule: messenger RNA, 3877 nt
Organism: Cryptomeria japonica (Japanese cedar)
Lineage: Eukaryota; Viridiplantae; Streptophyta; Pinopsida; Cupressales; Cupressaceae
Product: pentatricopeptide repeat-containing protein At5g39350
Exons: 1
Coding region: 83-2515 (810 amino acids)
Biological process (GO): RNA modification
Cellular component (GO): intracellular membrane-bounded organelle
Molecular function (GO): protein binding; RNA binding
Source: RefSeq, a predicted model, not a curated record
GGACGAAAGAUGAAAUAAUAUAAAUUUUGUGAACUAAGAAUUCAUUCUGCUCUCCAAAUGUAAAUGUUGGGAGUAGGAAUCAAUGAGAUGGAUUCCUCUCCUCAUCAGACAACGUUCCUGGCGCAGAAAUUUAACCAUGAUAAAUACUGUUAAUGCACGCUCGGAUGCCAAUUCGAAAUCGCAUGAAAUUAUACGCCAACCUCAAUGUCCACCUUCACAUCUAGAUUACGUUUCUCAGUUGCGGGUAUGCAUUGCCAAAAACUCCUUGGCAGAUGGCAAACUAAUCCAUGCUCACAUCAACGAGAGGGGAUUCAUGUCAAUAGCCCACAAGUUCUUACACAACAUUCUUGUUAAUAUGUAUGCCAAAUGUGGCAGCCUGGUUGAUGCCCGCAAAGUGUUUGAUGAAAUGCCUGAACGCGAUGUCUGUUCAUGGACUGUCAUGAUUACAGCUUAUGCCAGGCAAGGGAGUCCCGAGGAGGCGUUGAGACUUUUCUAUUUAAUGCAACGAGCAGGUGUCCAACCCAAUCACUUCACAUUUGCCACAGUGGUGUCGGCAUGCACCCGCCUGGCAGCCUUAGAGCAAGGGCGGGAAAUCCACCAAGAUGUUAUAAGUUCUGGUUUGCAGUCUGACGUGUUUGUGGUGAAUGCCCUCAUUGACAUGUAUGCCAAAUGUGGGAGUAUUGAGCAGGCGCGUCGACUGUUUGAAGACAUGCCUCAACCGGAUAUUGUCUCUUGGACUGCAAUUAUUGCAGGGUAUGUGUGGAAUGGGCUGGCGGAUGAGGCAGAGGAUCUUUUUAAACGGAUGCAAUUCUCAGGUUUCAGGCCAAACUUGAAAACUUAUGCGAGCGUUCUUCCGGCAUGCGCCGAAUUGGCACAUCUAGGGGCUGGUAUGGCAAUCCAUGGAGAAAUUAUUAAGAGAGGGUUGCAGUCACAUCUUUUCGUCGGAAGUAACCUUGUAAAUAUGUAUGCGAAAUGUGGAGAUUUAAACAUAGCACGCGAUGUGUUUGACGAAAUACCCCAACGAGAUAACGUAUCCUGGACGGUAAUGAUCGCUGGCUAUGCACAAAAUGGUUGGGAUGAUGAGGUCCUGCAGACUUUUCAAGAAAUGCAAGAGGCAGGUGUGGAAACAAACUCAAGGACCUUCACCACCGUUCUCUCCGUUUGUGCCAAGUUGGCAGCUCUUGAAGAGGGUAUACAGAUUCAUGGAGCAAUGAUUAGAAGUGGAGUUCAGUAUGAGAUCCCUGUGGUGAAUUGUUUGAUACAUAUUUAUGCUAAAUGUGGGAGUUUGGACAUGGCACGCAAAGUAUUAGACAAGGUGGAUCAUCCAGACGUUUUGUCUUGGACAGCCAUGGUUUCAGGAUAUGCACAAAAUGAGAGGGGAGAGGAAGCCCUGGAGCUUUUCCAACAAAUGCAACGAGCAGGCGUGAAACCCAUCUCACAAACUUUUGCCUGUGCUCUUUCUGCAUGUGCCAGCUUAGCAACUCUAGGACAGGGAAUGGAAAUCCAUGAGGAAAUAAUUAUAAGAGAUCUUGAGUCUGAUGUCUUUGUGGGGAGUGCGUUGAUGGACAUGUACAUACAAUGUGGAAGUAUAGAGAAGGCACAUAAAUUGUUUAAUAGAAUGAAGCAACGAGACACGGUGUCAUGGACACUAAUGAUUGCAGGCUAUGCACAAAAGGGUUGGGGGGAGGAGGCUCUGAGGAUUUUCCAGCAAAUGUUACUUGCAGGUAUCCUUCCAAAUGCAAAAACCUUUGCCUGUGUUCUCCCAGCAUGUGCUGACUUGGUAGCUUUGGAACAAGGUAUGGGGAUUCAUGAACAGGUAAUCAGAAGUGGUUUUAAGUCUGAUGUUAUAGUGACAACUGCUUUGAUAGACAUGUACGCAAAAUGUGGAAGAUUGCAUAUUGCACGGCAUUUAUUCGACAGAAUGCAUAAGCGAGAUGUUGUCUCCUGGACAGCAGUUAUUGCGGGAUAUGCAAUGCAUGGCCGGGCACAUGAGGCUCUAAGCCUCUUUGAGCAAAUGAAACAAUCUGGUAUACAUCCAAACCAUGUUACUUUGCUUUGUGUUUUGUCUGCAUGCUGUCAUGCAGGUUUAGUCAAUCAGGGCUGGCAAUAUUUCAAAUGUAUAAGCGAAUAUUAUCACAUUACACCGAAAAUUGAGCACUAUGGCUGUAUGGUUGACCUUAUUGGCCGUGCUGGGCACCUACAUGGAGCCCAGCAGUUUGUCACCAACAUGCCAAUUAAACCUGAUGCAUUUGUAUGGAGGUGUUUGUUAGGUGCCUGUGUAAUGCACAGCAAUGUGGAGUUAGGAGAAUUUGCUGCAGAACAGCUUUUUGAGUUGAAACCAACUGAUGCUGCACCUUAUGUUCUUCUUUCCAACAUCUAUGCAGUGUUUGGCAGAUGGGAUGACAUCGAAAAGAUUCGUAAAAUGAUGAGAGACAGAGGAGUGAAAAAAACUCCUGGAUGCAGUUGGAUUGAGGUCAAUAAACAUGUACAUGCUUUCGUAACAGGAGGUGGGUGACAUCCAAAAUAUGAUUCGUUUUGGGAGACAGGUAGAAUGAUAAUUUAUACAAGAGACGAAGAGAGAAGGAACUGACGAAUCUGGAAGUUCAAAAGAGAAAAAGGCAUUUGGAUUGCAGUUCAACAUGAUUUUUGCAUCAUUUGGUGUUAGAGCACCAGGUAAAUGUUGAAUGAAUAAAAGCUAGAUGCAUUUCAUCUUACCUAGCUUUGAUAUUCAUUCUGGAAGCUGCACAAGUUUGCCAGGGCUACGAUCAGUUCUACUCUGCUCAAAUAAAUACUACAACAGCCGAAAUCGGCGACGUCAUUUGCACACCCUAGCGUCUCUAGUAUACAAAUUCAGGGGCGGCCAGAUCAGUUUCUGUUGUAAGAUUGUCAUCCUUAAAUUUUUGGAUUACAUUGCUCGAGGAAACAAAGCUGCAACAAGCUUCAAAGUGUGUAUUUCCAGCGAAAGGUGAUUUCUCAGUGAACGGAAAUUUCGCAGUGAAAGAAUAAUUCUGGUUGAAAGUGGAUAAAAAUCUAUAUGCUACUUCUGAGGACUUGGAAAGCUAUAUCUCAAACAGCAGCCUUUCAUCCCCAUCAAUUCAUCAGACGCAAGCAUUGUAGAUGAUACUGAAAGAAAGAAAGAGAAACAAGGAAAGAAAUAGAAAAGAAAGCAAAUCACAUAACGCGAAGGAUUCACCAUCCCCGCGACGCAAAUGAAGUAGCUCUCAUUUUUCUCUUAAAAUUUGUGCGCGCAAUUUUUUUUCAAGUCCCUCUUAAAAGUUUUAGCAAUGGUCAUAAAAAUGACUGGUUCUUUUUGUAAAAGGGCUUCUGCAUAUUUCUUCACAGUAUGUUUUUUUUUUUUAACAUUGUCUUAGAAGGGAGCUUUGAAAGGAAGGAUCCGAAGAGUAUAAUUUAAAAAUUUGUAACCUCUUGUCUAAAUUGUGCUAACUCCCUAAACUAAAUCUUUGGAUCCAUCCUUUCAAACCUCUCCAUCAAUCUCUAAACUAAAUCUUUGGAUCCAUCCUUUCAAACCUCUCCAUCAAUCUUUAACUAACUCUUCUAAGAUCGUGAUUGCCUGGUUACAAUUCAUGGCGACACCAUCUAAGCGUAAAGCAAAAAACUAAUGGGUUCUUCAAUGAUGGAGUUCAAGGAGACAUAUAUAUCCAACUUAUGCAACCAAGCCCUCACUGAAUAACUAUCUAAUCCAUCAUAUGUGGGUAUAUUUAUCUUUCCCAAGCGAUAUUGAAUGUCCUUGCAGAGCUACUCAUAUCUUCUUUCCCUUUGUCCAUUUCUUUGAUACUCAAAGUACUACAUAAAAGACGUGUCUCCACUCGCACUUGGGUUCAAGGAAUUAUAUUUGACAUGAUACCUUGCCACUUCA